Messenger RNA from Fragaria vesca subsp. vesca, 3069 nucleotides. Its product is annotated as vacuolar proton ATPase a1-like. Gene Ontology annotation, cellular component: vacuolar proton-transporting V-type ATPase, V0 domain; vacuolar proton-transporting V-type ATPase complex. The record is from RefSeq and is a predicted model, not a curated record. NCBI's taxonomy places the organism in Eukaryota, Viridiplantae, Streptophyta, Magnoliopsida, Rosales, Rosaceae. The transcript is spliced from 18 exons. Gene Ontology annotation, biological process: proton transmembrane transport; vacuolar acidification. Bases 236 to 2698 code for a protein of 820 amino acids. Gene Ontology annotation, molecular function: ATPase binding; proton-transporting ATPase activity, rotational mechanism.
CCUUUAUAAUAUUCCAACUCCGAUUUGAGAAGGUGAUGCGAAUUCCCCGAUUCUAAUGGCAGUUGGCAACAAAACCAAGCCAAAACUCGAAACUGAAAAAAUCCACUAACAAAAAAAAAAAAACUUUCACACACACACACCCUCACUCUCUCACUCUCUCUCAGAUCUGAGAAGAGAGCCAGAGUCUCUCAGAUCCAAGUCGCCGGAGAACUUUUUUUCCGGUCUGGUCUCAAAAAUGGACAAGUUCCUCGACAAGUUGCCCUCCAUGGAUCUGAUGCGCUCCGAGAAGAUGACCUUCGUCCAGCUCAUCAUCCCCGUCGAGUCCGCCCACCGCACCGUUUCCUAUCUCGGCGAACUCGGCCUCCUCCAAUUCCGUGACUUAAAUGCUGAUAAGAGCCCUUUCCAGCUAACCUUUGUUAAUCAGGUAAAGCGAUGUGCAGAGAUGUCAAGAAAGCUGCGCUUUUUUAAGGAUCAAAUCAGUAAAGCUGGUCUGCUUGGGUCUAUACGUCCAGUUUCACAACCAGAUAUUGAGUUGGAGGAAUUGGAGUUUCAACUUGGUGAGCACGAACAUGAGCUGAUUGAAAUGAACUCUAAUAGUGAAAGACUUCGACAAUCAUACAAUGAGCUCCUGGAGUUCAAGAUGGUAUUGCAAAAGGCAAGCGGCUUUCUUGUUUCAAGUAAUAGCCAUGCUGUCACAGAGGAGACAGAACUAGAAGAGAAUGUUUAUUCAAUGAAUGACUAUGGUGAUUCAGUGUCACUGCUGGAGCAGGAUAUCAGACCGGGACCGUCAGAUCAAUCUGGUUUGAAUUUUGUUAGUGGGAUUAUUUGUAAAUCCAAAGCUCCAAGGUUUGAGAGGAUGCUGUUUCGUGCUACCAGAGGAAAUAUGCUUUUUAACCAAGCUCCAGCAGAUGAACAGAUCAUGGAUCCUUUAUCUACUGAAAUGGUUGAGCAGACAGUUUUUGUAGUAUUCUUCUCAGGGUUGCAGGCAAAAGCAAAGAUUCUGAAAAUUUGUGAGGCCUUUGGUGCAAAUUGCUACCCUGUUCCUGAAGAUAUUACAAAGCAGAGGCAAAUAACUAGAGAAGUUUCAUCUCGUCUUGCUGAUUUGGAGGCAACAUUGGAUGCAGGGAUUCGCCACAGAAAUAAGGCCCUUACUUCUGUUGGGUUUCACCUGGCCAAAUGGAUGAAUAUGGUAAGAAGGGAGAAAGCUGUUUAUGAUACAUUGAACAUGUUAAACUUUGAUGUUACCAAAAAAUGCCUUGUCGGAGAAGGCUGGUGUCCAAUAUUUGCAAAAACAAAGAUUCAGGAGGCAUUGCAACGUGCAACAUUUGAUAGCAAUUCACAAGUGGGUGUAAUAUUUCAUGUGAUGGAUGCUAUAGAAUCACCUCCUACAUAUUUUAGAACCAACAACUUCACAAGUGCAUUUCAGGAAAUUGUUGAUGCAUACGGCGUAGCAAGAUAUCAAGAAGCAAAUCCUGCAGUGUACACUGUUAUCACAUUUCCAUUUCUUUUUGCUGUGAUGUUUGGGGACUGGGGUCAUGGAAUAUGCUUGUUGAUGGGAGCAUUAGUUCUUAUAGCUCGUGAAAGAAAGCUCGCUGCUCAGAAACUCGGGAGCUUUAUGGAGAUGCUUUUUGGUGGGCGAUAUGUACUUCUUUUGAUGUCUCUGUUCUCAAUUUACUGUGGGUUGAUUUACAAUGAGUUCUUCUCUGUUCCUUUUCACAUAUUUGGUGGCUCCGCUUACAAAUGCAGAGAUGCUACUUGCAGUGAUGCACACACUGUUGGAUUAAUCAAGUACCGAGAUCCAUACCCAUUUGGUGUGGAUCCCAGUUGGCGUGGAAGUCGUUCCGAACUGCCCUUCUUGAAUUCUCUGAAAAUGAAAUUGUCUAUUCUGUUGGGUGUGGUGCAAAUGAACGUAGGAAUUAUGCUCAGUUACUUCAAUGCACGGUUUUUCAACAGCUCAAUUGAUAUAAGGUACCAGUUUGUGCCACAGAUGAUCUUCCUUAACAGUCUGUUCGGAUAUCUUUCGCUUCUAGUUGUCAUCAAGUGGUGCACCGGCUCUAAGGCUGACCUCUAUCAUGUAAUGAUUUACAUGUUCUUAAGUCCCACUGACGAUCUUGGGGUAAAUCAGUUGUUUUGGGGCCAAAGACCACUUCAGAUUAUUUUGUUAGUUUUGGCUCUAAUUGCAGUUCCCUGGAUGCUCUUUCCUAAACCUUUCAUUUUGAGGAAGCUUCAUACAGAGAGGUUUCAAGGUCGCACAUAUGGGAUGCUUGGUACCUCUGAAAUGGAUCUUGACGUGGAAACUGAUCCUGUGAGGCAACAUCAUGAGGAGUUUAAUUUCAGUGAGGUGUUUGUGCACCAGAUGAUACAUUCCAUAGAGUUUGUUCUUGGUGCAGUUUCAAAUACGGCGUCCUACCUUCGAUUGUGGGCUUUGAGCUUGGCCCACUCAGAGUUGUCAACUGUUUUCUAUGAGAAAGUCCUCCUACUCGCCUGGGGGUAUGACAGCUUUAUCAUCCGGUUGAUUGGAUUAGCUGUUUUUGCCUUUGCAACUGCCUUCAUAUUGCUCAUGAUGGAGACACUCAGUGCUUUUCUUCAUGCCUUGCGUCUUCAUUGGGUGGAAUUUCAAAAUAAGUUCUACCUUGGUGAUGGGUACAAGUUCAAACCUUUUUCCUUCGCCUCCUUAGCUACCGAGGAUGAAGAUUAGUCCGCCAAUUUUCCUAGUUCCUGGAAGUGUAUGUUGCACAAAGAAGGCAGAGGUACUUCUCAAGCCCGAAAUGCAAUCAUUUGAUGCCCCGUUUUGGGUGGCAGAGGAAGAAGAUGCAUGCAUCUUUGGUUAACAUGUUUUGGUCUUCUCGAUUUUGACAUAGAAAUGUAAAGUCCUGGCUCAUAUUCUUUUGGUGUAUUGGUUGGUACAAAAGGGUUCCGCAGAGUCAUGGUUCCCCUCCACAGGUGUAUUUUACUUGGACUGUUUUUUCUUUAAUGUCUUAUCGAAAGGGAAGGGAGAGGAUUAGAUUCACCAAUUGUAAAGAGGAGCUUGGGAAUCAUUAUACCAUGUAGGCUUUUCCAGGAUCUUAG